ACCUAUAUAUUAUCUCUGUUAUCCCUAUUUCCUCAUCCUCCAUUCUUGAUAAUUUUCCAAACAUGAAAAACUUCUUUAGACUUAUUUUCUUGGUCACUAUUUUUAUUUAUUUAUUUCAUAUUACAUUAGCUUCUAUAGUUUCUACAGGAGAUUUUAAUAAGGAUUUCUACGUAAGCUAUUCACCUAACCAUGUAAACACUUCGAUUGAUGGCCGUUCAAGAAGCUUGAUAUUUGACAAGGAAUCUGGUUCAGAGGUUUGUUCAAAUGAUAUGUUUUUAUUUGGUCAAUUCGACAUGAAAAUUAAGUUGAUACCCGGAAAUUCAGCAGGCACCGUUGUGGCAUUUUAUUUAGCUUCGGAUCAACCAAAUCAUGAUGAGGUAGAUUUUGAAUUUCUGGGGAAUGCGCCUGGAAAACCUAUUACUCUUCAAACAAAUGUUUAUGUUGAUGGAUCGGAUGAUAGAGAAGAGAGAAUGAACUUGUGGUUUGAUCCAACUCAAGACUUUCACACCUAUUCUAUUCUAUGGAACCUUCAUCAAAUUGUGUUCAUGGUAGAUUGGGUACCUAUUAGAACAUACAGAAAUCAUGCAGAUAAAGGAGCUAAAUAUCCUCGUUGGCAACCAAUGGAACUCAAACUCAGCAUAUGGAAUGGAGAAGGAUGGGCAACAGAUGGUGGAAAAACAAAAAUUGAUUGGUCACAAGCACCCUUUGUGGCCACAUUGGGGAAUUACUCAAUUGAUGCAUGUAUUUGGAAAGGGAAUGCAAGAUUUUGCAGAGCAGAAAGUGAAAGUAAUUGGUGGAAUAAGAGGCAAUUCAAUACUUUGACAAGGACUCAAAGAAGAUCGUUUAAAUGGGUCAGAAGAUAUCACUUGACAUAUGAUUAUUGCAUGGAUAAUCAACGGUUUCAAAAUAAUAUUCCCAUAGAAUGCUCUCUGCCAAAGUAUUAAUCAUCAACAAUUAUGGGCGUCAAAUGAACGAGUUGGGCAUAUUAAAUUUUUCUAGGCUAAAUUUGACGCCUCUGCAAUAGAGGAUGAUGAGAAAAGAUCUUUUCUUUUUCACUUUAUGUACUUAUAUUUGUUCUUUGCAUAAUAUAGAUUUAAAUCUAAAAAGUCUUUGAAGGUCCUUUGAUCAAAGUA
Molecule: messenger RNA, 1133 nt
Organism: Lycium ferocissimum
Lineage: Eukaryota; Viridiplantae; Streptophyta; Magnoliopsida; Solanales; Solanaceae
Product: probable xyloglucan endotransglucosylase/hydrolase protein 10
Exons: 4
Coding region: 63-944 (293 amino acids)
Biological process (GO): xyloglucan metabolic process; cell wall biogenesis
Cellular component (GO): cell wall; apoplast
Molecular function (GO): hydrolase activity, hydrolyzing O-glycosyl compounds; xyloglucan:xyloglucosyl transferase activity
Source: RefSeq, a predicted model, not a curated record